Messenger RNA from Condylura cristata (star-nosed mole), 1256 nucleotides. RefSeq names its product zinc finger protein 835 (gene ZNF835). The record is from RefSeq and is a predicted model, not a curated record. Lineage: Eukaryota; Metazoa; Chordata; Mammalia; Eulipotyphla; Talpidae. Gene Ontology annotation, biological process: negative regulation of transcription by RNA polymerase II; regulation of cytokine production; regulation of immune system process.
AUGCACACAGGAGAAAUGCCUCAUGAAUGUGGUGAUUGUGGGAUAUCUUUUAGCUAUAAAUCUGAACUCAUCCUGCACCAAAGAAUUCACAAUGGAGAAAGGCCUUAUGUGUGCGAGUGUGGAAGGUCUUCUAGGCAGUUUCUUAGCUUUAUUAGACACCGGAAUGGCCACGUCAGAGAUAGGCCAUAUGAGUGCAGUGCUUGUGAAUCAUUUAGCCACAAAUCUGGCCUCAUCCAACACCAGAGAAUUCAUACUGGCACAAGACCGUAUGUAUGUAGUGAGUGUGGGAAAUCAUUUAGACAACAGCCUGCCCUUAUUCAACACCAGAGAGUUCACUCUGGAGAAAAGCCUUACGAGUGCAGUGAGUGUGGGAAGACCUUUAGCCAGAGUUCUAGUCUUCUCCGACACCAGAGAGUUCACACUGGAAAAAGAACAUAUGAGUGCAGAGAGUGUGGGAGUCCUUUGGACAAAUCGUCUGUCCUCAUCAAACACCAGAGAAUUCAUACUGGCACAAGACCACACGGAUGUAGUGAGUGUGGGAAAUCGUUUAGACAACGGUCUGCCCUUACUCGACACUGGAGGAUUCACUCUGGAGAAAAGCCUUAUGAGUGCAGGGAAUGUGGGAAGCCCUUUAGCCAAAGUGCUGGCCUCAUGCAACACCAGAGAGUACACACUGGAGAGAAACCUUACAAGUGCAGUGAGUGUGGGAAGGCCUUUAGGCAGACAGAGCUCAUCCAGCACCAAAGGAUUCACAGUGGAGAAAGGCCUUAUGAGUGCAGCGAGUGUAUAAAGUCAUUUAGGUGCAAAUAUGGACUCAUUCAGCACCAGAGAGUUCACACUGGAGAAAGGCCUUUUGAGUGUGGUGAGUGUGAAAAAUCCUUUACCUGCAGGUCUGGCCUUAUCCAACACCAGAGAAUUCAUACUGGCACCAGACCGUAUGGAUGUUGUGAGUGUGGGAAAUUGUUUAGACAACGGUCUGCCCUUAUUCAACACCGGAGAGUUCACUCUGGAGAAAAGCCUUGUGAGUGCAGGGAAUGUGGGAAGGCCUUUGCUCACAAAUCUGAACUCAGUCAGCAUCAGAGAUUGCAUACUGGAGAGAGGCCUUUUGAGUGUAGUGACUGUAGGAAGUUUUUUAGCCAAAAGUCUAACCUACUUAGACACUGGAGAGUUCACACUGAGGAACAGACUUAAAAUCGCCAGGAAUUUUUAUUUCCUUGCUCGGUGUGACAACACCAGAGUAGACUUCUGGGGGCUAG